Molecule: messenger RNA, 2709 nt
Organism: Paralichthys olivaceus (Japanese flounder)
Lineage: Eukaryota; Metazoa; Chordata; Actinopteri; Pleuronectiformes; Paralichthyidae
Product: zinc finger CCHC domain-containing protein 24-like
Molecular function (GO): nucleic acid binding; zinc ion binding
Source: RefSeq, a predicted model, not a curated record
CCAUGUUCCUGAACACUUAGAAAAGUUGAGCAGAGCGAUGCUCGCUGAUUGGACCUCCUAUCCGCUGUGACGCAACCCACAGUCCUGCUGCUCCAAGCUCCAAACCGCUGCUCAGCCCUUUUUUGCGCUCAAUGCUUCCACUGCGCCCUCCCCGAGACGCUGCCGUCCUGUGACCGGGGUCCUCCAGGGCUCCCCCAGGUGAACACGAGGUCCACACACACCCAGCCGGAGCAGGGGGAUGACUGAGAGAAGUUGGAUGAUCCAGAAAACCCGGCGGUUCUGACGGUGCUUUCUCUCCAAGAGGCGCAGCGGCCCCCCUCCAUCCAACGACAGCAUGAUGUCCGCUAUAGAGACUGGUGCCACCGUGUACCAACCUGCACAGCUGCUCAACUGGGUCUACAUGUCCCUGCAGGACUCGCAGAGCAGCACGUUCGAUGCCUUCAAAGCCGAGUCGAACUCUUCUGUCCAGGACAUGAACAACUCCAAGCGCAGCGCAGCGGACCUGAGCUCCAACUAUCUCAACAACUUCUUCCAUCUGAGGAGUGAGGCCGUGAACAACAACUUCUACAAGAGCUCCUCGCCCUACGGGUCCCUCAACAAUAUCGUGGACGGCCUGAGCUCUCUUGCGGACCAUUUCUCAGACCUCUCCCUGUCCCCCGAGACGCGCAAACACAGCAAGCGGCCGCCGCCCAACUACCUGUGCCACCUUUGCUUCAACAAAGGACACUACAUCAAAGACUGCCCUCAGGCUCGACCCAAAGGUGAAGGCCGUACGCCGUAUCAGGGAAAGAAGAGGUGUUUCGGAGAAUACAAAUGCCCUAAAUGCAAGAGGAAGUGGAUGAGCGGGAACUCCUGGGCCAACAUGGGGCAAGAAUGCAUCAAGUGCCACAUCAACGUUUACCCUCAUAAACAGCGACCUCUGGAGAAACCGGACGGGCUGGACGUGUCGGACCAGAACAAAGAGCAUCCACAACACCUGUGUGAAAAAUGCAAAGUCCUUGGCUACUACUGCCGCCGUGUGCAAUAACACGGUUAUUGACUUCCCUCAUUUUAUCCACAAAGGGACAAAUAUACUUUAAUAACUAAAAACACAAGGUAAUAAACUUUAUUGUACUUCAUCUCUAAUGGUUUAUUCUCUGACACUGUGACUCUCCGUGUUAGAGGCUCGUCGCAGUGGAAACUUUCUGGAGUAUCUCUCAGUGGAGACGAGUACUUUGCAUUUGCUGGGUGCUUGUGAGUAACUCAGUUAUCAUUAUGUGAAUAUUCAUUUGAAGUCGUAACUAUGAAGCGAGAAUCUUACCAACUGUGAAUUAAAGAACUUUAGCUCAGCGUCUCACUUUCUUCACGUUGGAACUAAAGUCACGAGUGACUUGGACUCUUUUCUACAUGUUUGUAUAUUCCAGAAAUAAAUUAAAAUUAUGUUUUCUGUAUAAAAUAUGCAACAAGUCUUUACUAAGAAGGAUAUGCAGUAUUAAUGUGUAUCUGUAUUAUCAGUACGGGAGGGUACAUAAUUUUUUGGAGAUAUUUUUAAGCGAUUAGUUUCGUCGCUUAUUACACUUAAUGAAGGAAUAUAUUAGCCAACUAACAUUUAUUCUUUAUGUACUAUGUGAAUACAGUUAAAACCCCUUUUAGGUCGUUUUAUUUCAAAGUUGUAAACAAAUGCAAUAAUUUAGAAACAAUUUAUUUCCUGACAAAUAUAUAUUUUGGCACCCAGUGCUAACAGAGACUCGGCAAAGUGCUUUUUUUAUAGGCUGUAAUGUCUCAUAUGUAACAUGAGACAAAAAGAGGAUUAAAAACCUGAAUGUACCAAAGAUCAUGAAGGAUUCAGCGGAGGGUUUCGGGGCAUGUUGCUUCAGAGGGUUUUUGUAUUUCAAAUUAACCAUAAUUAAAUGGAAAAGAAACAUCAGCUGAUAAUAACUGAUCUGGAUGUGACACGCCAUUUAAUGUGCCUUGAUGGGAGUAACCCAUGAGAUGGAUCUCUUCAAAUGUUUUUGUAUUAAAAUGAAUUUAAACAUGUUACAUCGUGUUCCUGUUUUCUUACUGUUCUGCUAAUUGAUCGGUUUUGUCUCUUCUGACGAUGAAAGAUCAGAAGAUCUGUUUUUAAAUCCUCCAUGUUGGAGUUUGGGAGCCGAGAGAGAACAUCAGUGUGAAAAACACCAUCAACAAAUCCUGAUGUAACAUGUUAUCGGUCCACCACAUAUAAUUUUACAUAUAUAUGUAAAGAACGUGCAGAACACUUCACUGUGCAGUAGCAAUUAGAUCGGACGUCUCAGACCUUCAGCAGAAUCAAACCUAGAGGAAUAAGAUCAUGAGUCGACUGAAGCUGAUGAGAAAAGCAGGAGAGGAAAAUAAAAAAACUCUAAACACUGAUCUCAUUCCGCAGCUGCUGAUAAAAAAACAUUCGCCCUUCACCCAAUAAACGGGCACACCUUUCAUUUAUAAGCUUAAUUUCAGCCAGUUGUCAAGUGUCAAGUUUUUCCUUUGGAUAUUUUCCUGAUGUUUAAACAUCUGGUUCACGUAGCAUCAAAACAGACGCAGAGAACAAGCUCACACAUGAAGAAAAAAUGACUCCUUUUAUUAUUUUUUGCAAACCGAGUUAAUUAAUGAAUGAAUAGCUUCCUCUGAAAAUCAGCAGACCCCUGCAUUCUAUAAUACAAGUUCACAUUUUACAGUGAUGCACAGUGAAGUGCACCACUUGUUAGGGAGUUU